Fundulus heteroclitus (mummichog) is the source of this 2315-nucleotide messenger RNA. RefSeq names its product protein only RNase P catalytic subunit (gene prorp). The coding region runs from base 460 to 2247 and encodes 595 amino acids. Lineage: Eukaryota; Metazoa; Chordata; Actinopteri; Cyprinodontiformes; Fundulidae. The transcript has 10 exons. Gene Ontology annotation, molecular function: ribonuclease P activity; protein binding. The record is from RefSeq and is a predicted model, not a curated record. Gene Ontology annotation, biological process: tRNA 5'-leader removal; mitochondrial tRNA 5'-end processing. Gene Ontology annotation, cellular component: mitochondrial ribonuclease P complex; mitochondrion.
AAUAUAUGACACUCAUUUCAAAGGGUUCUUGAUUAUUAUUAUUUUUUGUGUGUCGCUAAAUUUGUCCGAGGUACUUUGAAAGCAGCACGAGAAGCAGGUCUGUUGCUGAUGACGAAGUUGUUAUGCGACCUGAAAAUCAUGCCUGUUGGAGACAACUUGAACUAUUUAGUCUCAAUUUUUGGGGAUUUUGGUUGCCGUGAGUCAUUGUUAUGAAUAAAUAAGAGUCACUAAAAUUUUUCCGAAUCAGUUAGAUCUUGUUUUAAGCUAUCGCUAAUAUUUGUAGGCACUAAAGGUUGUUUGUAAUUGGUGUUAGGAUCAGGAAUGACCCAUAUAGAAUGUGCAUAUUGUGUGGUCAGCUUUAGAAUAUAAAGCUUUAAGCAUUUAUAUAUCAAAAUAUUAGUAAGGUAUUACUGUUGCUUCACAUACAUGUGAAUGUUUUGCAGAUUUACUCAUUAAAACAUGGCUCCAACCUUGUUAUUGAAAGUCAGAAUGUGUUUUGGGUCGCCACAGCUGACUUCCACAGCACGCUUUCUAUGCACAAAAGACAUUAAACCAAACAUCGGAGGCCGAAAGGUGGACAGAAAGAACAAUAGGCAGCCUGAAAUACCCAACAGAGCUUUCAGACAGGACACAGAGGAUGGGAAAAGUAAGAAAUCUAGCAUGCUGCCGCAGACUUCAUUCCCCAGAUCUGUUUUUGCUGCUGGGACGGCAAAGAGGACAGCAGAAUUGAUGAAGAGGAAGGCACAACUAGUCUCUGAGGAAGAGGAGCAACAGGACGGUGGACGUAGGACGGGUAUAAAAAUAGGAAAGCUUCAGCCUCCGGAACGACCUCUGUCUCCCGCUGAGUGGAAGAAGCUGAGGGAGUCUCUGGGAAACCCAGAACGUUUUGACAUCCGGAUGAUGAAGGCACUGUUCAGCUCUGGAUCAGAGCUGAAUAUCGCAAAGUCCUUGCUGACUUUCGUGGCAGUGGAAAUGGGCACGUUGUCCUAUGAGCUGUUGCUCUGCUACUUGACACUUUGCGUGAGCAGCGGCCACGACGACGAGGUGUCUGACGUAUACAGAAUCAUGCGUGGAAGUUUCCCUUCACUGGAGACCGGCGCCUCCAGCCUUUUUAUCAAGGCCUUCAGCCGGACUGCAAGGUGGAAGGAAGCAGUCGAGAUCCUGCAGGAGGUCAAGAAGGUUUAUUCACCAUCAACGCGAAACUACGGUGAUGUUGUCGCAGCGGCGGUUUAUCACAAUGAUGCGACAACUGCCUGGGGUCUGUACGACGAAUUAAUUGAAAAGGGACUGAGCCCUCAUCAGGAGACCUGGGAUGCUCUUUUUACAGGCGUGAAGGAGGGAGGGGGGGAAAAAGAAAUGGGAGCCAUGACUGAGUCAGAGCAGCAUGAGAGGCUGCUGGGAAUUCUCAUGUACAUGAGGAACAACCAGAUCUAUCCCCAGCAGGCCGUUGCAAACAGGAUAAAGAGCUGGUUUGAGAGUCUCAGCAACCAGAAAUGGACAGCAGCCUGGAGCAGUGCCACCCCAAAAGGUGUGUGUAGGUGUUGUGGGUCAGAGCUGGAAUCUAUCCAGCUGAGUGCUGAGGAGUAUCAGGAACUGAAGGACAGAGUCAUGACUGACGUCAUUCAGGGGAAAGAUGUGUUCAAAAAGACCACUCCUGAGGAGCUGGAGCGCUUUAAAGUGUUUGUGAAGAGGAAGCCAGCCUUUGAUGUGGUCAUAGAUGGGCUGAACGUUGCAAACAUCAACAAGGACAAGAGCAAGCAGUCGGAGACGUUGUUGGCAGUGGUGUCAGAGCUUGAGCGUCAGGCCCUCAGCAUCCUGGUGCUGGGGAGGAAACACAUGUUGACGGCUUCCAGAACCUGGAAUAGACACAACAUGAGCCUCAUCCAGCAGAAAGCCCAUUGCUUCUUUACGGAUAACAUAUCUGAGGACGACCCGUUCCUGCUGUACGCCACUCUGCAUUCUGGGAACCACUGUCAGUUUGUGAGCAGAGACCUGAUGAGGGACCAUAAAGCCUGCCUGCCAGAUGGGCCAGCGAGGCGGCUCUUCUUCAAGUGGCAGAGGGGCCAUCAGCUGGUGGUGGCUGGGUAUGUCGUAGCUGGCAGGAGGGUUCGAUUUCAAAAUAUUCCCUGCUUUGACACCAUUGUCCAGUCUACAGGAGAUACCUGGCACAUUCCCUAUGAUGACACAGAGGACAGAAGCACUUAUGAAGUGCCACAACGGUGGCUGUGCCUCACCAGAAAACACUGAACAAAAAUGUUUUAUGCAAACAUUUGUGUGAAUAAAAUAUUUUAAACUGUGGACUUGUGAAUAAAACA